UCUCGUGGACGCCUACCGGUAUUGCCAGCGCGGCAGUGGCGGCUUUCUCGGUUCGGUCCAGCCGGUCUUGUAAGGUAGCUGAGACGGAGAAAGGGCGCGGAACUGGAAAAGGGUGAGUCAGGCACUGUCUACGCGAUAAAGGGAGGCGGCACCGCGGCGUAGAGCUGAGUUAAGUAAGUGCGGCCCCUGCUUAUUCAGGGACGCCGCGAUCUAGCGCCAGCGAGAAGAGGGCGAGGAGGAGCCAGAGCCCGGUCCUUGCACCCAUUCUCGCCCUCGCACCCCGCCGCCAUCUCCAUCAUGCAGUCCCGGGAAGAAGCUCCGCGCUCUCGCCGCCUGGCCAGUCCCCGCGGCGGGAGGAGGCCCAAGAGGAUUUCCAAGCCUUCAGUUUCGGCUUUUUUCACGGGCCCGGAGGAGCUGAAGGACACGGCUCAUUCUGCAGCUCUGCUGGCACAGCUGAAGUCUUUCUACGACGCGCGGCUGUUAUGUGAUGUGACCAUCGAGGUGGUGACACCUGGCAGCGGGCCUGGCACCGGCCGCCUUUUUUCCUGCAACCGUAACGUGCUGGCUGCCGCGUGUCCCUACUUCAAGAGCAUGUUCACUGGUGGCAUGUACGAGAGCCAGCAGGCGAGUGUGACCAUGCAUGAUGUGGAUGCCGAGUCCUUCGAGGUGCUGGUCGACUACUGCUACACAGGUCGUGUAUCGCUAAGUGAGGCCAACGUGCAACGCCUUUAUGCGGCCUCUGACAUGUUGCAGCUCGAGUACGUGCGGGAAGCUUGUGCCUCCUUCCUAGCCCGCCGCCUUGACCUGGCCAACUGCACUGCCAUCCUCAAGUUCGCUGAUGCCUUCGACCAUCACAAGCUGCGAUCACAGGCCCAGUCCUUCAUCGCCCACAACUUCAAGCAGCUCAGCCGGAUGGGUUCAGUUCGGGAGGAGAGUCUGGCAGACCUGAGCUUGGCCCAGCUGUUGGCCGUGCUGCGUCUGGAUAGUCUAGACAUAGAGAUGUGAGGGACAGUGUGUCAUGUAGCGAUGCAGUGGUUAGAGGACGGCUCACCAGGAGCGCUCCCAAACGCUGCGGAAGUCUUCAAGUGUGUCCGCUGGACACACUUCAGAGAUGAAGAUCAGGAUUACCUGGAAGGGCUGCUGACCAAGCCCAUUGUGAAGAAGUACUGUCUGGACCUUAUCGAAGGGGCCCUGCAGAUGCGAUAUGGUGACAUGUUGUACAAGUCUGUGGUACCAAAGCCAGAGAGCAGCAGCAGCUCUGUUGUAUCUGUAGCAGAAAAUCCACCUCAGAGACUGGGUAUGUGUGCCAAGGAGAUGGUGAUCUUCUUUGGACACCCUAGAGACCCCUUUCUCUGCUAUGACCCAUACUCAGGGGACAUUUACACAAUGCCAUCCCCUUUAACCAGCUUGGCUCACACUAAGACUAUCACCUCCUCAGCUGUCUGUGUCUCUCCAGACCAUGACAUCUACCUGGCUGCCCAGCCCCGGAAAGACCUGUGGGUGUAUAAGCCAGCCCAGAAUAGUUGGCAGCAGCUUGCCGACCGCCUGCUGUGUCGCGAGGGCAUGGAUGUGGCCUACCUCAAUGGCUACAUCUACAUCUUGGGUGGGCGAGACCCGAUUACCGGUGUUAAAUUGAAGGAAGUGGAAUGCUACAGUGUUCAGAGAAACCAGUGGGCACUGGUGGCUCCUGUGCCCCAUUCCUUCUAUUCCUUUGAACUAAUAGUGGUUCAGAACUAUCUUUAUGCUGUGAACAGUAAGCGCAUGCUGUGCUAUGAUCCUAGCCAUAAUAUGUGGCUGAACUGUGCUUCUCUUAAACGUAGUGACUUUCAGGAAGCCUGUGUCUUCAACGACGAGAUCUACUGUAUCUGUGACAUUCCAGUCAUGAAGGUCUAUAACCCAGCCAGGGGAGAAUGGAGGCGGAUUAGUAAUAUUCCCUUGGACUCAGAGACCCACAACUACCAGAUUGUCAAUCAUGGCCAAAAGUUGCUUCUCAUCACUUCUACCACCCCUCAGUGGAAAAAAAACCGGGUGACUGUUUAUGAAUACGAUACCAGGGAAGACCAGUGGAUUAACAUAGGUACCAUGUUAGGUCUUUUGCAGUUUGACUCUGGUUUUAUUUGCCUCUGUGCUCGCGUUUAUCCUUCCUGCCUUGAACCUGGGCAGAGUUUCAUUACUGAGGAAGACGAUGCACGGAGUGAAUCUAGUACUGAAUGGGACUUAGAUGGAUUCAGUGAGCUGGACUCAGAGUCAGGAAGUUCAAGUUCUUUUUCUGACGAUGAAGUCUGGGUGCAGGUAGCACCUCAGCGAAAUGCACAGGAUCAGCAGGGUUCUUUGUAAAUAUUUUGAAUGACUAAGAUGUUUCUACUGCUACGGAAUGUAUCUUUAAAAGAUAUCCUUUCCUUUUCCAAAAAAAAAAAAAAAAUGUUGAUUAGGACUGCAGAUUUGGUUUAGAAGGGUUAUGUUUGAAAUUAUUAAUGUAAUGUUACAAAAUUUUAACAGUCCAGGAGAUCAAACUAUAUAAUAAUUUACUGUGCUAAAAGUUGAGAUUAAAAUAUGCAAAAAACAAACUAUAUAAUUGAUUAGAAUGGUUGGUGGUUUUUUUCAUUGUUUGAGUAUUUGUUGCACCAGUGGAUUGUUUUGGUUAGUUACACUGUUUA
Messenger RNA from Lynx canadensis (Canada lynx), 2657 nucleotides. RefSeq names its product kelch repeat and BTB domain containing 7 (gene KBTBD7). Gene Ontology annotation, molecular function: protein binding. Lineage: Eukaryota; Metazoa; Chordata; Mammalia; Carnivora; Felidae. The record is from RefSeq and is a predicted model, not a curated record.